Molecule: messenger RNA, 1512 nt
Organism: Salvia miltiorrhiza (redroot sage)
Lineage: Eukaryota; Viridiplantae; Streptophyta; Magnoliopsida; Lamiales; Lamiaceae
Exons: 2
Coding region: 1-1512 (503 amino acids)
Source: RefSeq, a predicted model, not a curated record
AUGAAUGUUUUAGUCUGGAAUGCUCGGGGGUUGGGGAGCUCCCGCGCAUUCCAUGAACUUCACCGGCUCAUUGCUGGCACCUCCUCGAGUGUGCUGUUUAUCAGUGAGAUGAAAGUCACCGCGAAAAAGGCGUCUUGGUGGCGAUCCUCUUUGCAUUUCGAUGGACAGCUCGUUGUGGAUUCAAAAGGAGCUAGUGGUGGUUUGAUGAUCUUUUGGAUAGAUUCUUGUGUGCUUAAUGUGUCCAGUUACUCUAAUGGGCAUAUUGACUGUAUGAUUAAAACUAAUGAAAUGUGGUGGAGAUUUACUGGUUUUUACGGUAACCCCGAUACUCAACAAAGAAAGCACUCGUGGUCCUUGAUGAGGAGGUUAGCUUGCAGCGGGAGCAUGGAUAUUCCAUGGCUCCUCGGUGGGGAUUUCAAUGAAAUUACUAAAAGGGCUGAAUGUUGUGAAAGAAGUAAGCGAUCGUGGGCACAAAUGGAGGAGUUCAAUAAUACGUUACAAUACUGUGGAGUUAAGACAAUUCCGAGUGACUCAAUGUUUUCAUGGUAUAAUCCAAGAAAAAUGAAGGAUGCUCGACUUUUGCGCCUUGAUAGAUUCCUUGGUAACCGGCUUCUUGAUGAUGUGUUUGAGUUUAAUGUCGUGCGAACCCUUGAUACGCACGGUUCAGAUCAUAAUCCUUUGCUCCUGACACUAACACCUACAGAUGAUAGACCGGAACAGGGCAAUGGUUACAAACGCUUCUUCUUCGAGCAAAAAUGGCUCCUUGACAAGAGUUUUGCUGCCGAUUUGUUAGUUAAUUGGGAGGUUUUUGGAGGACGGGAGCUUCAUAACAGGUUGGCUUGCUGCCAGGGUUUCCUCAAGUCCUGGUCUAAGGACAAGUUUAACAAGAUUGAGAAAACUCUUGUUCAGCUUAGAAAAAAACGACUGAAUCUGCUCAAGAACCAUACCUCUCCCACACCGGCUUGUAUCGACGAAGUCUCAAACACGUGCUCCAAGUUCUUGGGGGAAGCUGCUAGAUCGGGUUUGGGUGAAGCUUUCACUGAGGAAGAGGUCAGGAAAGCUGUCUUUAAAAUGCAUCUACAUAAAGCACCCGGCUUGGAUGGUUUUCCGCCCUUCUUUUUCCAGAAAUUUUGGGGGGGGAUUGGUGAUGGGGUCACAGCUGACGUUCUUCAGGUGCUCAAUAAUGGUGUCAGUAUUCGACCAUGGAACAAGACCCUUAUUGUCCUUAUUCCAAAAAUCAAAAAACCAAAAGAAGUUAAGGACUUCAGGCCUUUAAGUCUUUGUAAUACCAUUUACAAGAUUGUGGCGAAAGUUAUUGCUAAUAGAUUGCGGUCGGUUUUACAUUUGAUGGUGGAUGAGUCUCAAAGUGCUUUUAUUCUUGGACGUCUUAUCUCUGAUAACAUCAUAUUGGGCAAUGAGUGUAUGCACUGGAUUCGAAACAAAACUCACGGUAUUGAGAGCUUUGCGGCGGCCAAACUUGAUAUGAGUAAGGCUUUUGAUCGUGUUGAGUAG